GGCAAGUGCACGUGAUCCCGAAGAUGGCGCUGGAUCCGCAGUCACCGCACUGGCGGUUUGAUCGCUUCGAUGACGGCUCCCAGAGAAUCCAUGCUGAAGUGCAACUAAAGAAUUAUGGAAGAUUUCUUGAAGAGUACACCAACCAGUUGAAAGGAGUUGAAGAUGCGUUGGAUGACUCUGUUGGGGAUGUUUGGGAUUUUACUCUGGAUCCAAUAGCUCUUAAGCUUUUGCCGUAUGAACAAUCCUCAUUACUGGAACUUAUUAAAACUGAAAACAAAGUCCUGAAUAAAGUGAUUACGGUUUAUGCAGCUCUUUGUUGUGAAGUAAAAAAGUUGAAAUAUGAGGCUGAAACAACAUUUUACAAUGGGCUUCUCUUCUAUGGAGAAGGAGUUACAGAUUCGAGUAUUGUGGAAGGAGAGUCUCAGAUCCAGAUGGGCAGGUUUAUUUCUUUUUUACAGGAGUUAUCUUGCUUUAUCACAAGAUGUUACGAAGUGGUGAUGAAUAUUGUUCAACAGCUGGCUUCACUCUACACUAGCAAUAAAACUGCAUCGAAAGUCAUAGAAACGACUGGGGUUCAUUUCCAGACUGUAUAUGAACACCUAGGAGAGCUGCUGGCAGUUCUCCUCACUUUGGAUGAAAUAAUCGUGAAUCAUGUUACCUUGAAGGACCACUGGAUCAUGUACAAAAGGUUGCUGAAAUCGGUCCACCAUAAUCCAUCGAAAUUUGGAAUUGCUGAGGAAAAGCUGAAACCAUUUGAGAAAUUGCUGUUGAAGUUGGAGGGUCAGUUGUUGGAUGGCAUGAUUUUUCAGGCCUGUGUUGAACAGCAAUUUGAUACGAGGAAUGAACCAACCUCAGUCUCAAAAAAUAGCACGUUUGCAGAAGAGUUUGCCCAUAAUAUUCGCACUAUUUUCACCAGUGCAGAAUCCAAGCUUGGAGAGCCUUCAGAAAUUGACCAGAGAGAUAAGUACGUCGGAAUUUGUGCGCUCUUUGUGUUGCACUUCCAGAUUUUCAGAACAUUAGAUAAAAAGCUGUACAAAUCCUUGCUAGAUGUUUGCAAGAAGGUACCUGCCAUCACACUCACUGCCAAUAUUAUCUGGUUUGCUGAUCAGUUCCUGCUACGUAAAAUGGCAUCAGCUGCCAAGGUUGCAGAAAAAAAGAAUCUACAGUCUAUUAAAAUUCAAAGAGAAACCUUUCUACAACAGAAGUCCCAGACUCUGUCCAAAGAGGUGCAGUCAUAUUACUUAUUUGUAAGCUCAUGGAUGAUGAAAAUGGAAUCCAUCGUGUCCAAGGUGCAGAAUGUGGACAAGUUUGCUGAGGACCUAUCCAACAGAUGCAGCAUUUUUAUACAGGGUAUUCUUUAUGCAAACAGCCUCAGUAACAUUGUCCGAACCACAAUGAAUCUGUACAUGUCAAUGCAAAAACCCAUGACCAAGACAUCCGUGAAAGCUUUAUGCAGACUUGUGGAACUUUUAAAGGCUAUUGAACACACUGUCCAUAGGAGGACAAUGGUUAUAGCAGAUUCUGUAUAUCAUAUUGCUCACACCCUUCAGUAUCAGGCCCUUAAUUCAAUAUCUAUUGCUAAGAAAAGAGUAAUAUCUGACAAGAAAUACAGCGAACGACGCCUGGAUGUGCUGUCAGCUCUCGUGUUGGCUGAAAAUGCUCUCAAUGGACCCAGUACCAAAGAGCGUCGACUAGUAGUUGCACUAGCGUUAAGUGUAGGAACCCAGAUGAAAACUUUUCGAGAUGAAGAGUUGCUGGUAUUACAAGUAGUGCUGAAGAAGUUGGAUCUGAUCAGUGAGCUGAGAGAGAGGAUUCAAGUUCUGUGCAACUGCAACUUCUUAUACUGGCAUCGAACCAUUUUCCCCAUCUACUUGGAUGAUGUUUAUGACAAUGCUGUGGAUUCUGCAAGAGUACAUUACAUGUUCAGUGCUUUGAGGGAUUGCGUUCCACCCAUGAUGCAUGCAAGACAUCUAGAAUCCACUCGAGUGUUGCUGGAAUGCUUUGAUAAAGAAAUCAUGGAUGUGCUAAAUGAGCACCUUUUGGAUAAGCUGUGUAAGGAGAUCGAGAAGGACCUGAGACUGUCUGUGCACACACAUUUAAAAUUGGAUGAUCGAAAUCCGUUCAGGGUUGGCAUCAAAGACUUGACGGAUUUCUUCUCUAUCAAACCAAUCCGUUUCUUUAACCGAUUCAUUGACGUCAAAGCAUAUGUAACUCACUAUCUGGACAAGACUUUCUACAACCUGACAACAGUGGCUAUUCAUGACUGGGCCACCUACAGUGAAAUGAGAAACCUAGCAGCCCAGCGCUACAGUCUCUCGAUGACCGAAGCACACCUUCCAAGUCAGACCUUGGAACAGGGAUUAGAUGUUCUUGAAAUAAUGCGAAACAUUCACGUGUUUGUUUCGAGGUAUCUCUACAAUCUCAAUAACCAGAUCUUCAUAGAACGCACAAGCAACAAUAAACAUCUGAAUACAAUCAACAUUAGGCAUGUUGCAAACUCGAUCCGUACACACGGGACAGGCAUUAUGAACACAACAGUCAAUUUCACCUACCAGUUUCUGAGAAAAAAGUUUUAUAUAUUCAGCCAGUUCAUGUAUGAUGAACACAUCAAGUCUCGCCUCAUCAAAGACAUUCGAUCCUUUAAGGAGACAAAGGACCAAAAUGAUCAAAAGUAUCCUUUUGACCGUGCAGACAAGUUUAAUCGAGGCAUCAGAAAACUUGGGCUAACUCCAGAGGGACAAAGUUACCUUGAUCAGUUCAGGCAACUUAUUAGCCAGAUAGGAAACGCAAUGGGCUAUGUUCGGAUGAUUCGAUCUGGUGGACUACAUUGCUGUAGUAAUGCAAUAAGAUUUGUUCCUGACUUGGAAGAUAUUGUGAACUUUGAGGAGCUUGUGAAAGAAGAGGGACUUUCAGAGGAAACUCAAACAGCUGCCAGACAGCUGGAUGCUGUUCUUACUGACCUCACUAGAAACUCUGCCGAGGGGACUGAAUACUUCAAGAUGCUAGUGGAUGUAUUUUCUCCUGAAUUCCGUAACUCUAAAAAUAUGCACCUACGUAACUUCUACAUCAUUGUGCCACCGCUGAAAUUACUAAUAGAUGUGGAUGGUUCCUUUCAGACACUGAACUUCGUUGACCACUCAAUAAGCUGUAAGGAGAAGUUGAAUAAGAAAAAUAAAGUUGGAGCUGCCUUUACUGAUGAUGGGUUUGCAAUGGGUGUUGCCUACAUUCUGAAACUGUUGGAUCAGUAUCAGGAAUUUGACUCAUUACACUGGUUUCAGUCGGUGAGAGAAAAAUAUAUGAAAGAAAAGAAUGCAGUUGUCAAACAGCAAAAUGUUCAGUCAACUAAUCAAGAUGAAAAGCUCAUGCAAACAAUGAAUCUAACCCAGAAAAGGUUGGACAUCUAUUUACAGGAGUUUGAGCUGCUCUAUUUUUCACUGAGCAGUGCCAGGAUUUUCUUCCGAGGAGAUCAGUCUGCAGCUGAAGAAAGUCAGGAGAGAAAGGAGAGGGACGAUGAAGGGGCCAAAUCGAACAAUGAUGAGUCAUGAAACAAUCUGCCGUCAGACGAGUAUGAAAUGGUGUCAUGGUGCCAUAUUUCUCUCUGCAUUUUCUCAUUCCCUUUCUCACUCCUUUUUCUCAUAUACUGUUUUCUUUAUGGCUAUUUUGUAGCUCCUUAUACUUUUAUGUGGCUUGUUUUUGUGCUUGAAACUUUGUGUUAUUGUAUAUUUUGCACUGUUGGACUUCCAGUCACAGAACUUGAAUCUGCUCAAUAAUAUCCUAGCUAGUUUCUGUUGCUUGGUUUGUACAGUGUGAAGAACUUCAGUUAGGGUGGAGAAGAGAAGUUAGCAGAUUCCGUGUUAAUUCAGAACAUGUUUCUGAUUCUUUUCCAUUAUGGUUUUCCUUUUGACAAGUCUUAAUUUAUUCAGUCUCAGCCAAGCUUUGGCUUAUGCAACAGAAAACCAGGGUCCAAAUUUAACUGAAUGGAAUUGCGCCCAUGUAAUGAAACUGGGAUGUCAAAGCUCUAAUUGUCAUUGCUUUGACUAGGAGUGUGCUUUGCGUAACAAAGGAAGCAAAUGCUCCAAAUUAUAAGGUGAUUUUAGGACAGAGUAUUUUAAAAAUAGAACAACUAUAAUUACUGCAGUCCUUAACACAGCUGGGGAACUAGGGAUCAGGGCUACAUACAGGAUGAUUAGAACUGAGCUCCCUCUCUCCAUUGGACAGGGGAUCAGGGCUACAGGAUUAUUAUAAAGCUUUCAGUAUUUAAAACCUGGUCAUGUGUGGGCUUUAUAUUAAUUUCUGAGGUUUUUGUUUGUGCUGUGCUGCCCCAAUGUUUCAGUCUUACCUCCACAGGCACCUAAUCAGUUUCUUUCAAGCUGUUGUUCUCAUGAUGUUACAGCCUGCCGCACUUCAAUACAGAAGUGAAAUUGUUUCUGUAAAUGGACCUAAUUCUACAAAAUAAUAUAAAAUUGUACAAAUUUACAUAUUUUAGAAAUAUCUAAAACUUGCUAAAAGGAUGUCUCAUUUGAAUAAAUCAUAGCUCAUUUAAAGAACAGGAGUGUUUGGUAAAGUUUCUCUCUAAGUUGCACUUAAGUACUUGACGACCUGCUGUAUGUAGAUUUUUAAUUGCAAGCUAUCUGGUAUAAAAUGUAACUUUGUGAUGUUUGCCAGUUUAUAAGCACUAAGUUUGUAAUACUCAGGAAUAUUGGACCAACAAAACAGUUUGUUCAGUUUCAAAAUGCUUAUUUCAAAAUAAUUAAAGAGCAUCAAAAUGCAAAA
This is a messenger RNA of Carcharodon carcharias (great white shark), 4773 nucleotides long. It is a transcript of the gene washc4, whose product is annotated as WASH complex subunit 4. Gene Ontology annotation, cellular component: WASH complex; endosome. Gene Ontology annotation, biological process: endosome organization; endosomal transport. NCBI's taxonomy places the organism in Eukaryota, Metazoa, Chordata, Chondrichthyes, Lamniformes, Lamnidae. The transcript is spliced from 33 exons. The record is from RefSeq and is a predicted model, not a curated record. Bases 24 to 3545 code for a protein of 1173 amino acids.